This is a messenger RNA of Cyprinus carpio (common carp), 3809 nucleotides long. RefSeq names its product slingshot protein phosphatase 2b (gene ssh2b). The transcript is spliced from 15 exons. Gene Ontology annotation, molecular function: protein tyrosine/serine/threonine phosphatase activity; actin binding. Gene Ontology annotation, cellular component: cytoplasm. Bases 184 to 3726 code for a protein of 1180 amino acids. The record is from RefSeq and is a predicted model, not a curated record. Gene Ontology annotation, biological process: protein dephosphorylation; negative regulation of actin filament polymerization; actin cytoskeleton organization. Lineage: Eukaryota; Metazoa; Chordata; Actinopteri; Cypriniformes; Cyprinidae.
UUGAGGCCAGUGAGGCCACUGAGUCUUGACAGCUGGUGGUUUCGGCGCAUGCGCAGAGCAGUCGCAGAGAGGAAGCGCGACAGAGCAGUAGGAACGGACGAUCUGCGGCUGAUAUCCUCUGACACAAUUAUGUCUGUCUCGCCACUGCCAGUUUCUCUCAGGUGUCCGUUUACCGGAGCCUGAAUGGCGUUGGUAACUGUGCAGCGGUCGCCUACUCCAAGCGCAACAUCCAGUCCUUGCGUUUCGGAGUCUGGCAGUGGGGAAGAUGACCGUCAAUCCCAGCCCAGAAGCAUCAGUGAAAGCUUCCUAACAGUAAAAGGUGCUGCUCUUUUCCUUCCACGUGGGAAUGGCUCCUCUUCCUCCUCCUGCUCCUCCAGAAUCACAGCGCAACGCAGCAAACAUGCAGGAGACCUUCAGCAGCACCUGCAGACAAUGUUCACAUUACUGCGGCCAGAGGACAACAUCCGUCUGGCUGUGCGGUUGGAGAGCGUUUUCCCGCAGUGCACCCGUUACAUGGUGGUGGUCUCCACUAAUGGCAGACAGGACACAGAAGAGAGUGUGUUGCUGGGCAUGGACUUCAGCCCUUCCGACAGUUCCUGUUCGAUAGGCAUGGUGCUUCCUUUGUGGAGUGACACACGUAUCCACCUGGAUGGUGACGGGGGUUUUAGUGUGUCUACAGAUAACAAGAUACACAUAUUCAAGCCUGUAUCAGUGCAAGCCAUGUGGUCUGCCCUGCAGUCUCUUCAUAAGGCCUGUGAAGUGGCCCGCUGUCAUAGCUACUUUCCAGGUAGCCUCUUCCUGACCUGGGUUAGUUACUACCAGAGCCGGGUGUCUUCAGAUCAGGCCUUCAUCAAUGAGUGGAACGCUAUGCAGGACGUUGUGUCCCACCGAGCAGACUCACCUGUGCUCUUCUCUGAAGUGCCAACUGAGAGAGAAAGAACAGAGAGACUUAUCAAAACUCGUUUGAGAGAGAUCAUGAUGCAGAAGGACCUUGAGAACGUCACCUCUAAAGAUAUCCGCACAGAGCUGGAGAUGCAGAUGGUGUGUAAUCUACGGGAAUUUAAGGAGUACAUUGAUAAUGAGAUGAUCGUCAUCUUGGGGCAGAUGGACAGGCCCACAGAGAUUUUUGAGCAUGUUUACCUGGGUUCUGAAUGGAAUGCAUCUAAUCUGGAAGAGCUACAAAACACCGGGGUGCAAUACAUCCUUAAUGUGACGAGGGAGAUCGAUAACUUCUUCCCAAGCCUAUUUGAGUACCACAAUAUCCGGGUUUACGAUGAAGAGGCCACAGACUUGCUGGCUUACUGGAAUGACACUUAUAAAUUCAUCUCUAGAGCCAAGAAAGCAGGGGCAAAGUGUCUGGUGCAUUGUAAGAUGGGCGUUAGUCGUUCGGCCUCCACUGUGAUCGCAUACGCCAUGAAGGAGUACGGCUGGGACCUGAAGCAGGCCUUUGAGUAUGUUAAAGAGCGGCGAGCUGUCACUAAACCCAACCCAUCAUUCAUGAGACAGCUGGAAGAGUAUCAGGGAAUCCUGUUUGAUGGUUGUGGUGUUGAUAUUUGGGUGGUGAUUGAGCCGCUCUGUAAGGCCACUGCUGCACAGUCUCUUGGACGCUCCAAUUCCCGCAACCAGACCUUUGGCCAGACGUCACCCUCAAUACAGGAGCUACUGCAGACUCUCACACCCAACUCGGCCAGUGCUGCUGAGGCUAAGGGGCGGAUAGAGCCUGAUACGACAUCCUGGCCAGAUAUCCACAUUUACAAUGGCCUGGGCAACCCAGAUGACAUCCUCCAUGAACCCACAGAGACGUCUUCCCUCCCCAGACCCAGGGCUGCCACUGUGGUCCCAGAGGCCAGAUCCGAUGUUAUCUCAGUGACUAUUGCAGAGACUUUCCCGUUGGGUCAUCCUCACCCACCCACUGUUGUACAUAAUCCACCAUCGUCCCCUAGGCUUCUCUCAGAUGCAAAGGCCAAGCAAGGUCUGUCUGAGCAGCUUGAGGUGUCCAUUCUUGUGCCUUUGGAGAAGUCAAGUCCAAAGGUGCUCUCAUCUGUGAGCGUUAGGAGUAGGACUCCUGAGCCAUGCACACAGACCCCGGAUUCUUCAGGGCUGCAGGAUAUCAACCAGCAAGUGCCUAACAUGGACACGGACUGUGUGGGGCUAAGUUACAUCAGUGAUGAAGACCACCACCCCAGUGCCACAUUACACAGAGCAGGGCUCUCUACCACCCCUCCCUUGACUCUAAGCACAGACCGCAUUGACUUCUUCAGUGCCAGAGAGAAGUUCCAGGGCCUUUCUCAAGAGGGUCAGAUCCGUGGGACUUCUGAGCAGGCAGUGCAGCAGACACCACGGGACAAAAGCCCAAGUAUAGAAACCAAACAGCUACUUCCUGACAACCCUAUCAAAGAGGAGGAACAGAAAAAGGAGAGCUGCAGUGUCUCAGUCCAUAACACAGUUUCAGAAAAGGAGACCAUACGGCACAGUGUAACCCCUCCCCCUCCUCCUACCAGCCAACAUAUUUCCAGUGGCAGCAGUGAAGAAGAGGAGUUCACACAAGCCACAUCAGCGGAAGCUGAAAAGGAGAAGCUGGAGCAUGGGAAAGACCAGCAAAGCAACUGGCCAAAGGGCACCGUGCGCCAAGCCACCAGGGAGCUUGAGCAGAAGAUCAAGCAGAAGGUCUCGUCAGUGACACUGGCAUCCUUGUCCCCCGUGUGUCCCUUGCGAUGCUCCCCCAUCAACACCAGCAGCAGAGAGAAAACUGAGGAGACCUCAUAUCACACACACCUCACACCUGAUCCAAGCACUGUGUCAACACGCCAUCACCAGCCUCAGAACAACACGGACAAGGUGGAGAAAGACGAGAGUUUUUCGGCUGAUGAGGACAGAACUGGAAGAGAGUGCGAGAGACGACUCAGGGAGGGAGAGCGCAUGAACACUGGCCUCACGCACUCAAGACGAAGCCAUUCCAUUUCAUCUAGCUCGUCUCUGGCCAUGGUUCUACAGCUGGAGGGAAUCACUGAGCAGGAGAGUUACACAGACUCUGAUUGUCCACCGGGACGCUGUCCAAAAGACAUGAGGGAAACCUGGGAGACCCUGAAAGAACUCGGGGCGUUCCUCUGGCAGGUGAGUGGCUGCUCGGACAGGUGGCUCAACCAACCGUGGUCCAGAAGGGAGCAAAGAAAGGGCUGGGCUGCGCGAGAGAGGACCAAAGAGGUGGAGGCUAGGAUCCGGCAGGCUGGCCUGACCCCACCCUCAAUGAUGAAGCGCUCAGCCUCGUUGGCCAAACUUGGGUCUUUUGAGCUCUCGCCUGUUGACCUGAGUGAGCUUGACUUAAGUCCUGCCUUACUCUCUGCUCCCACCAAUAAGCCACGUUCCCACUUGUGUAGUGAUGAUACCUCAAAAAAGAAAUGCAUUUUGCCCCAUUGCACUCCUGCUCUCCCUUCCUCUUCUGCCUCUCUUGUUUCUUCCUCUGGAUCUCAUAUGCUCGGACACGCAAAGAAUGAUGAUGAGACUGAAGAGGCAGAAUAUAGUGACUGUAAUGUCGUGCCCAUGCCACUGCCACUCUCCCCACGCUCCAGUCAGUGUUGGAGGCAGGAUAAUGCACAGGAGGAGGCAGGUUACGCCCCGUUACCCGCUUCUGCCUUGAUACCUGUGGCAACGCGCCAACAAUAUGGGAGGACACAUCCCCUGCAGAGGCUGAAGAAACGGACCAUUGACCCUUACCACACUAUGUGAUUUUUAUUCUGUAUGUGUGAGUGUGCGUGUGUUUGUGUUUGUGCCUGCCUUUGUGAGUUUGUGAUUAAAGAGAUAGUUCACCC